This is a messenger RNA of Lytechinus variegatus (green sea urchin), 7931 nucleotides long. RefSeq names its product brefeldin A-inhibited guanine nucleotide-exchange protein 3-like. The record is from RefSeq and is a predicted model, not a curated record. Gene Ontology annotation, molecular function: guanyl-nucleotide exchange factor activity. The coding region runs from base 214 to 7320 and encodes 2368 amino acids. The transcript is spliced from 29 exons. Gene Ontology annotation, biological process: regulation of ARF protein signal transduction. Lineage: Eukaryota; Metazoa; Echinodermata; Echinoidea; Temnopleuroida; Toxopneustidae.
GUAUCGCCUUUUGAAUUCGUGGAUUGCAACUGAGUGAGGAAAACGUAAACAGCUGUUGUGUUAUGCCUUCAUUCAUUGUAUCGCUGCUAGGGCUGCAAUUUUGAUCUUAAAGCUUUCCUUGGAAAGAUGAUAAUGAAAUGAGUUACCAGUAGAGUGUCCUCAAGAACCCAAAGAUCUGUUGGCCUGACCUGACCCGACCUCACUGACCUGAUCAUGGAGGGGUUGUUUGGACAGAUCCUUAAGGAGGCAACAUCAAACAAGCAUGCAGCUAUACGAGAGGCCGUCAACCAAGCACAAGGGAUAUACAGCCAGGAGUCAGAAGCUUCUACACAUUCACAGAGAGAAGUCUGUAUCGAACCAUUUAAAUUGUGCUUGGAAUCAAAGACUAGCAAGAUUAUUCCCUUGGGAAUCAAUGGACUUCAGAAAGUGGUAACUGAUGAGAGAUUGAAAUGCCGAGAGGGUGAGAUAGAACAUGAAGAUGAUACCAUGCCAAACCAGAUCCUUAGAGCAGUAGCUGUGACUCCAUCAUUGAAUGAGGAGCAUCAAGUAGAGAUCAUGAAGCUUCUAUUGAUGGUAGCCUGCUCUAAUCCAUCUCAUGUAUCUCCGCAGACUGUUAUCAACAUUGCCAAGGCAUGCAUUGAUUGGCCCACUCGUCAUCCCAGUCCAGCUAGUAAUGCUGCUAAAAUCACCCUCACGCAAACCUUGAGCGUGCUAUGUAAAGCGCUAGUUAAAAGCACUAUCAUGUUAGACCAUGGAGAGAUGGCUUCUGAUGGUGAUGAUGAAGACCGACUAUGUGGUGAUAUGGUUGCUGUACUGGGGUUCUUAUGUAACAAGGUCUCAGAAACACACAAAGCUGGAGCCAGCACUCAGAAUCAAACGCAGUUGACCUUUGAACUGGAAGCUAUCUUGGCCAUGCUUACCAACAUGGAGCCCAGCCUGCGAAGCAGUUCAGCAUUCCAGAAAGUUCUUUGGCAAGAGCUUUGCCCCACCCUCAUCGCGAUCCUCGGCAUACCCAAGGACCAGAAAUCCAUCAUCUCUUCUAACCAUCAUCCCGACCCCCACCAUCAUCCUGGUCACCUAGCAACCAAUCAUCAGGAACACGGUAGAGGAUCCAGCAGCGCGGUGUCCGUUCCCGUCUCCUUCCGCUCAGCCAGGCAUGUGAUCUACUGCAUAGCAGGAGAACUGAUCAGACUGGUAGGGUGUGUGGCUUCUAUGAGGCCUGUGAUUGGUUCAUUGCUACAUAGGAUGUUGCUGUUUCCUCCGCCUUUGCAGAGGAACGAGGCCCUCAAGGUGCUUAAAGAGAUACUGUCUUCACCUGGUCGGAUCCUGGACCUAUCUGGACCUGCUAUAGAGGGAGCUGAGAUUACAUGCAUGUCAAACAAGGACCAUAAAGCAGACCUGGACCUCAUCAAAUUACUCAUGGAUGCUAUUUCUGAAGCGUCUGGUUGCCAUGAGGUGUGCGUGUCUAGCAUUGGAUGUGUGGGGGCGCUGUUAGCCUCGCUGGAACAAAUUAGUCAUGGGAAAGGAAUGAGUCAGUGGCAGGCAGAAGAGAUCCUAAGGAGAGCAAAGGAAAAAGAAGAGGAAAACAAGAAAGAAAUGGAACAAGAAGAAGAUGGAGCACCUUGCCUUACACCAGAAAACCUUCAUACCAACUUCCAGCCGGAGCGGAAGAAGACACUCCUUGAACUCGCUGGAGCCUACAGAUCACCUGCGGGAGAUGGGAACCAGACUGUUGAAGAUCUAGAAAGGGGCACAGUGCAGAAUGGAGAUGGAGAAAGGGAAGAAGAUGGUGAUCUACAGGAAGUUGAUCCUAUCACACCAAGAGGAGGGUGUGAUGAUGGGGAUGGAUUGGUAGAAGGAGUGCAGGAAAAGGAGGUCCAGGAGGAGGAGGAGGACAAGGUGGUGGACCAGGAGGAUCCUGUUGCGCUUGCUGCAGCUGCUUUCGCUGCCGAUGAUGAUGCAGAGGAGGAGGUAGUGGAUGAUGGUACCGGUGAUGCAAGCCAGGAUGAGACCAGGAAGGAAGCGGAAGGAAAAGAAGAAGAAGAGAAGGUAAAGGCGAUCGAGACCAGCGAGGUUGUAGAGGAAGGUGAUGGCAAGGAGAUCGAAGAGCCUGAUGAAGAUUUAGGGGAGGACUCACCACUUAUCUCUCAGGGUGAUGAUAUCAAGAAUGGUGUUCAACAUCCUGAAGCGAAUGGAUCAGCUUCAGAGGAUGUGAAGGUAGAUGGAGAGGAUGGAGUAGCUAAAGGAUCAUCUUUACCAGGAAGCCCUUCAGCUGCUGCAGAGAAGGCUGCUCUCCUCAAUGCCAAGAAAGAGAAAGAAGCUGCCCAGGAUUUUGCUGAUGCCCUCCUCUCCAUGUUACCAAGGUUUCUUGCCAUUGAUGAUGUCACUGAUGUUGAUAAGGCUAUUCAGCUGUUUGCAUCGAGAUAUGUAAUUGGGUAUAGCAUGAAGAAGAAUGAAGCAGAAGGUGAUAAAUCUAACAAGUUGAACCUGACUCCAGUCAUCAAUGCCGAUGGUAUCUAUGUCGCUACUUAUGCCUGUCUGCUACUCAACCUCAAGCUUGUGAGAAGUGAUCAUUACCAGAACCCUGCUUCUCUACCUCUGACACAGAAACAAUUCAUUGACAGUGUCCAUUACAGCGGGGUAUUGGUGUACCUGUCGGCCAGUUGGCUGGGUGAGCUUUACAGGAUUAUUAUAACUAGGAACCUCCUGGAAGAAGGAGGCUAUCAACCUUCAAUGGAACACUGUAACCGGGCUCUUAUCUCCAUCCUAACAGAUCUUGAUGGAUUAGGAAGUCAAGAGCUUGGAGGUCAGAUGCUUCAUGAUGCUCCUACAUACAAUCAAGGGAUUAGAACGCUACUAGUCAACAACUCAAAUCUAGAAGGGUCAGCAGGUGAAGUAUUUGCCCGAGAGCUCUUGACAACCUUCUGGCGGAGGAUUCUCUCCAUCCUGUCCAUACCACUCUCCUCCAAGCACACCCUAGUCCAGGGUGGUGGCCUGGCCUUCCUACUGGGGAGUGAAGGAAGCAGCAGUAAGGAACAGAACUCAAGGGAUAAAGAUGCCAUCUGCCUUAGUCUGGAUGGACUUCGGAAGGCAGCAGAACUCAGCUGUACUCUGGGCCUCCAGACACGUUGUGCGGCUGUCUUCGCCCAGCUGAGCGAGGCUUCUUGUGCAAGUGACAAUCCCACUCCUGACACCAAUAGUACAGAGACAUCAUCCAGGAUGGCAAGCCUUAGAGGCAAGCUAGGCAAGGGACAGGGAAUGAGGCUGCAUGCUGCCCAUGUUCUAAGCAUGGAUGCACUGCUCUCUAUGGGACUGGAGAUGGGUAGCCACUCUGCAGAAUGCUGGGGUCAUGUCUUCAGAUGCUGUGCCUUUGUCUCACAACUCGAACACACUCAAUUCAGCAGCACCGAUGCUCAACCCUCAGUCACCCCUUUGCCAAACGUCAAAGAAUCCACUCGGUCAAUCGAACCCCUGGAGGAGGCCAUGUCGGACGAGCUUGAUCUCAUUCCUCCAUACAUGUCGGCCCAUGUCCCUGUAGCCCCUCCCCCAGUCGCCCAAGCCCCGCCUCCAUCAUCAUCGGGGAUCGAUGUGCAGGAGUUCAUCAAGAAGGAGAUGGAAGAGUUAGGGUUUGAGAUUGGGUCUGCCAAGGGAGGACUGCUCAGUGUGGCCAAGGCUGCCAAAGUUGUCUGUGGACUCUCUGCAGGAGUAGACAGGCUCUUUGAUGAUGCUGCAUCUAGUCUCAACCUCCAGGCCUUACUUGGUUUCUUGCGAGAACUACGGCUUGCAUCCCAGGCCCAGCUGUACCGCUGCUCCCAACCCAUCCCAUCUUCCGAGGGCAUCGGUCCCAUGGGGUUGGACACAGCUGGACACCCCCUAGCUGGUGAUCACAGCAUGAUCGCCCCUACAUCGCCCAGUAAGUCACUCCCAACGGUGGGGAAGGCAGAGACUUCAUUGCUGCUGUUCAGGCUAGGGGAUGUGAUUCUCAAGUGUGUGAGGCAUCCUAGUCGGCCCAUGAUCCACAUGAUGCAGGCAUGGAGUCUAGUCGCCCCUCAUCUCAUAGAGGCUGCUUGCCACAAAGAUCGUCAUGUAUCCAAGCGGGCCAUUGACAUCAUCCAUGAUGUCCUUACAGAGGUUAUGAUGUCCAGUCAGGAGUUACCUCACUUCAACUUUCAUGAGGCUCUACUGAAACCCUUCGAGAGUCUUCUUAGGUUGGAACUAUGUGACAGUGAUGUCCAAGAUCAGGUCGUAUCCUCAAUAUGUGAGCUCGUCGAGGGGUCCUUUUCAAACAUCAAGUCUGGCUGGCGUCCUUUGUUCGGGGCUCUACGGGCAGUACGCAUGCAGCCGCAUCAGCACCAUGAAUCCGAUGAUUCACCAGACAGGGCAGAGCAUCCGCUUGCUCCGGUCUGCAACGUCUUUGAAGCAUUCCUCAAUACUGAUAACGUGACUGUCUUUGCCAAUGCUGCCAUUGACUGCAUACUGUGUCUUCUGAAGUUUGUCAGAGGUGGAAGCAAUGCGGGUAUAUCAGAAACCAGCAGUGAGGCCGAUGAAGGUGACAUUGGCACCUCUCCAACCAAGACCUCGUCCCCACGGCAACGACCCCCGAUGACCUACGGUGUCUUUGACCUCUGCUUCCCCGCUCUCAAUUACCUUCAUCGAUGCCACAAGAUUCUUGCCUCUAUUCAUCAGAUGCCAUCUUGCCCUAUGUUCAGGGGAGCGCACUCCAUCAGGCUAGUGGCUAGAGAGAGUUUUCCUCCAGGGGAAUUAUCACCUCAAAGGUCCUUUCCCCUCCCAAGUUCCCCCACAUCCCCAAGGCAUGGAGGGUUGUCCUCCCUGGGUUUAGAUGAUGAACUCUUCCAGCCUAUCGCCAUGGAAUCAGUAGAUGACUACACUGGAAUCAUCCGGGUCUGGUUCCUUUUACUGGAAGGUUUGACUGGAGCAGUGGCUCUCUGUCCUAGAAGAUAUCAACCUCCUACUUUGGAACUACUCUUUGAACUACUUAGAUCUAUGGCAGUACAUCCUGGGCCUAUGUUCGGUGUCUACGCCGUGACCGAGCUCCUCCUGCCCAUGAUGCACUCUUGGGUGCGUCGCAACCGCCACGUCCAUUCCACUUGGGAUGCCACCACGGCCAACUUCAAGCAGGCAUGUGGCCUGGCUACUGACCUGGUGGUAGAACACCUGACCCAAGGAAACACCACAGAGGAUAAAUGUAACUCACAGUCUGAUGGUGAUAGAGAAGGGGACAUCCCACCGCUGCCACCGAUAAAUGGUCGAUGCCUGAUGCUGAAGCAGUUGCUGGAUAUCCUGGUGGAAUGCAUAGGGCAGUCCAAUGAAUCAGUGGCAAGGCUAGGGUGCUCUUGCAUCAGACAUCUGUUGCUGAGUGCUGGUCCCAGUUUCACCCAUGACAUGUGGACGGUGGCAUGUAAUGGCAUGCAACGAGCUGUGGCAACAAGUCUUCGAAGUAUCAGGCAGCUAAUGUCCUGCUUCCAGCCAGGAUCUGAUGAUUUCAUGGGAGAUGUCUGUCCUGUGAAGGUCGCUGCCCGCAAGGAUGUCACAGACAUGGAGUACCUCAGACUGCAGCAACUUGCUCAACAGGUGUUCCUCUUAGAAUGCCAGCGACCAGUUUCCAUGGAUAUGACCUCACAGGAUGACCCAAGGUCAUUCAUAUUUAUCAUCUAUCCUCCUGAUAUGGACCUCACUACCAGCAUUGACCAAAUAAAAUCAAGAGUGUCUUUCCGUGGAAUAGUCCUUGGAUUGUUAGCGCAUCAGUUGCUGAUCCAGACUCUAGGUACUAUCCUCCUCCAUGGAUCAGAGAUUCAAGUCUCUGGUGAACACACUGCAAUCUCCACUACAAGUCUGCCAUCAAAGCUAAGCCCUCAUGAUGGGACAGACUGCCCAACUUCACCCACUACCAACUCCAGUAAGGUACCUCCAUUCGACUCAUCUCUACCCGGUCUCCUUGCGUAUCUCUCACCUCGAAACCUGUCCCUUCUCCUAGAGUGCUUUAUCCAGUCGUACCAGAUUGCUUGCGAGUUCAACAGCAGGCCAGGGUUGAAGUUCCUUCUGCAGAAGGUAGCCAGGUUUGAGGUUGCAGCCAACCUGUACUGGCAAGGUGCAAUGAGCUUCACCUUCUACCUUCACACACUCCUGGAACUCUGCCACCACACACCUCGGAAUAAGAUGGAAGCCUCCCAUAUCAAGGAGAUCAUCAGGGCUUUGUGCCGGAAUGAAGGUACACCUGAACGUACCACAAAAUUUGGAGAAGGGGACACUGCGCCGGAAGAAGAGACAACACCAAGUGCUGCGUCACAAAAUGAUGAUAACUCGCGUCAGCGAUCAGCAACUCUGCAGAGUAGGGAUAGUGUCAGCAGUGUAGACAACUUGCAGCUGAAAUGUGACUUAACCUUUCAUCCGAGUUCUGUUGACGAUCUUGAUUGGCUGAUAAAGCGACUUCAUGGUAUAUGUAACGAUGUCUGUGCCUCUUUCAUCCAGCUGCAUGUUGUCCCUAAUUGUGGUAAGAAUGAUGCCCCUCUAUCUUCAGACAUGGCUCUCUUUUUCUUGGUGGCACCUACUACAUCCCCUGAUGAUAGCCGGGACAGGAUGUUCACCUUUGAACUCGAGGAUGAUCCUCUUUCUGACGGUGACAUCGAUGAUGAUGAGGAGGAUGACAAGGAAAGAGAAGCAAAUGGUGAGCCAAAGCCAAGUAGGCAACACAGAAGCAGUCUUCCAAGAGCCAAAGGUUUCAAAUUCGCAUCUCAUUGGACUCCUAAUGUCAAGUAUGGCUCAGAGGUUAAUGGUGAGGUCAGGGAACAGGAGGUCAAUGUGAUUGAACAGCGCAAGACCAACAGAGAGAAGAUGCUCCGCCAAGGAAGCAGCGGAGAAGAGGAAGGGCAGGUCUACACGGUAGCCACUAAGAAGGCUAUCAAGAGCCUCAUGCAGGAGUACAAGAAGCGUAAACUCCACCACUCCCGCUCUGUCUUCGUCAAGAAGCCCACCUUCAAGGAGCAGAUGUACGGCCGCAUCAAAGCCAAGGAAGCGGCAGCAACGUUGACUCCCGUGGAGCGCCAGCGCCGGAAACAGAUCCAGGAAGAACAGAAGUCAUCCAUCCUGCAAGACAGCGAGGCUCAGAUGCAGACAUGGGGCAACAUGCUAGGCACCAUGUUGAAGCUUCUACAGCUUCUACCUGAUGAACAGUUCAGCGCGUUCCUUCCAGCCAUCUUCCCUUGUAUCAACCAGCUCAUAUGUCAUGUGACCAAUGAUCAAGUUAGGCAAGGGGUCAUGGAGUUCAUGGACAGGGUCGCACGUAUUCAUGGUAUUGCCUGAUUUAAACAUUCCAUUGUACAAUAUGACAAAACGAUAUACAUUACAAUAUCCUCUUUUAGCUACAUGUAUGAAACUACAUGUUUCAUGAUUUUCUAAUCUAUGACAUUUAAUGUUUCCUUUUUCUGAGUUGCUCUGUACUUAGUUUAUCUGAAAGCUAUUUAUUUGGUUUGUAUGUGCUUAGAGUACUAUUAUAUUAGCUGAUAGAAUUCAUCAUUUUUCAUCUUGACAUUAUUUAAUUAUAAAUUAUCCAAUGUUGUUUAUCAUAUUUGUGUUAAUAUUAAGGAGAAAAGUGCAGUAAUAUUGGGUUUAUAAAACUGUAAAAUAGAGUCAUGUAGAGUAAAACAUGCAUUGCAAAUAGGAGCCUUUAUGAUCUUUGGAAUAUCAUGCUUAUUGAAAUCUAAAGGAUUUUAUGGAGAAUUUAUAUUUUAGAAGUUUUAUUUAUUAAGAAGUAUGAUGUUCGAAGUUCCGAUAUUUUUAGCCUUGAAGAAAAGAAACAGUAUUUAAAACUGCUGUGCAAUAUUGAGAUACAUUCCAACAAUCAUUUUAUUUUUCAGCUUUUGAAAUGAACUUAAUGGUCAAGUCCACCUCAGAAAAAUGUUGAUUUGAAUCAA